AUGAACACUAUCAUUUCAGAAACAAAUGAUAAAAGUAGUGAUGACAAUAUGCAUGAUAAUUAUUUGUAUUACCCUAAUUUUAAAAUGUACAUAAGUGAAAAUAAUAAUAAUUAUAAUAAUAACAAUAAUAAUAAUAAUAAUAUCAAUAAUAAUUUGAAUGAAGAAAAUUUUGAAGAGUCAAGAAAAUAUAUACAUAAAGAAAUAACAAAAACACUUAAGGCUAAUUCAGUUAUGAUAAAUAAAAUAUCUUCUGAUGGUCAUGCAGAAAAAAAUAAUAAGGAAUAUAUAUAUAAUGAAAAUAAAAAUAAUAGUAAUAAUAAUAAUAUGGAUAAUAAAGAAUUAAAUAAUAAGAAAAAUAUUAUUAAUAAUAAUAAUAAUAAAAUGAUAAAAGUUAAUAAAUAUAUGACAUGCAAUGAUAAAAUUAUUAGUGGUAUUGAAAAUGAUCUGAAUAAUAAUAUAUAUCGACAUAAUGAAAAUGAUAAGAAAUACGAUAUGGUAAAUAAUAAUAAAAAUAUAAAUAAUUAUAGCAUAUUGAAUAAUAAUAAUAUAUUAAAUAAUAAUAAAAAUUUUAAUAAUAAUAAUAUGAUUAAUAAUAAUAAUAACAUGAUUAAUUAUAAUAAUAAUAACAUGAUUAAUUAUAAUAAUAAUAAUAUGAUUAAUUAUAAUAAUAAUAGCGUGUAUAAUAAAUGUGAUCAGGUUUAUGAAAAUAUUAAUGUAACAAAUAAUUCUUUCUUAAAUGGAAGAACAGAUGUUUUGCCUAAAGAUUUUUUUUUAGAAGUUAAUAGAAAUAAUAAUUUAGUACACGAUUAUAAAUUAAAACAUAAUAUAGAUAAUUUUGUUUUUAGUAAUGAUGAAAUGAUAUAUAAAACGAUAAAGGGUAAUAACAAGUUGUAUGAUAUAUAUAAGAAUAAUAAUACGGAUAGAAACAUUAAUAAUAAUAAUAUGAAUAUAUAUGAAAAUGAAAUUAAUAAUAAUAUAAAUAACAUGAAAAAUAUGAAUAUUAACUUAUUUCGUAUGAAUGAAUUAAACCAUGCAACUUGUAGUAAAAGAAACCAAUCUAAUUUUAUAAAGAAAAAUAAUAAAGAAUCUAAAAAGGAAACCACAAAUAAUAUUAAAAAGAUUGACAUACAUAAUAAAAUUAUUAAUAAUGAUAAUAUUAUUAUUAAUGAUAAUAAUAAUAAUUAUUAUAAUAAUAAUUAUAAUGAUAACAUUAUUCGAAAUAUAACAUUUAAACAUGUUGAUAAUAAAAAUGAUGAAAAUGAAUGUAUUGAUUAUAAUUUAUAUAAUGAGACUUUUAUGGACAUGAAUAUAUCUUAUAACAGCCUUAUGAAUGAUAACAUUAAUGAUGUUAGCAUGCAUAACAAUAAAAAUGAGGACUACAAUAUAAUGAAUAGUAAUUAUAAUAUAUACAUGUAUAAUAAGAACAAAAAUCCCACGAAACCUUAUUCAAAAAAAUUGUUUACUGAUAAGAAUGAAUAUUCCAAAAUUAAUAUAAUGGAAAAUGAUUGUAAUAAAUAUAAGAAGUAUAAUAAUUUGAAGGAUAACUUUUAUAUGAAUACCAAUUAUAAAAAUAUAUGUACAAAUAUGGAUUAUGUAAAAAAUAAAUCAGAAUAUUAUAUGAAACCUGAUAUGAAAGAUAAACGUUAUGCAAAUAAUAAUAUGUAUGAUGAUUUUUUUACUAUUGAAAAUAUGGAAAAAUGUGAUGAGAAAAAGGAUUACUUAAAAAAUCAAGAAUAUAACUACAAUAUGAAUUGUAAUAAUAGAUUAACAACAAAUGAAACAUACAAUUCUGGUAUAUAUAAUAGUGGUAGUUAUAAUAAUACAUGUUUCCAUAGUACAAAUAUUAAUAACAAUCCUUAUGAUAAUGUAAAUUUUAAGAAAUCCAGUUAUAAUAAUGGAAUGUUUAGUAAUGCUACAUAUAAUAAUUAUACUUAUAAUAAUGCAAUUUUUUCGAACAAUGUUUAUAAUAAUAAAAUGGCAACAAAUAGUAUCCCUAGUAGUAAUAUUCAUAGUAAUAAUAAUAUUCAUGUUAAUAGAGGUUUUCAUAGUAAUAAUAAUUUUGACUUACAUAUUCCACAUUCCCCUUUUGAUGGUGCUGAAAAUAUUAUUUCAAACACCAAAAAGAAUAUGAAAGAUAAUUCUUUUCAGGAUGGAAAGCAAAAAAAAGUAUUUAACCCUUUGUGUGAGAAUAACAAUUCGGCGUUUAAUAAUUUAAACAAAGAGUAUAUACGUGGAAAUAAUAUGAACACCUCCUCCAUCAAUGGAAUUGUGAAUAACAAAAAAGGUAAAGAAAAGAAAAUUAUUUUUCAUGAUAUGGAAAUUAAAAAAAGAGAAAACAACAUGAUAAAUGAAAACUUAAUAGAUAAUCCUUCUGAACCUAAUACAGGAUUGUUGAGCAGUUUCGACUUUAUGUCUUAUCAGCCUUAUAAUAAAAAUAAUGAUAAGGAACCUAAUAAUAACAAAAAUAAAAUGAAUAUUAAAGGAAAUUAUAAAAUGAAUCAUCAUAUUGAUGUUGAUGAUGAAGAUGAUGAAACAUUGAAUAAAAGAAAGAAGAGUCAUAACAUUGUAAAUAACAAUCAUGUUAUAAUAAAUAAGAAGGAAUGUGGAAACUCAAAUGAUUUUUUACCCAGGGACAACCACACAUACAAUAAGAAUUUCAUGGAUAGUUAUGAUAAUAAACAUUUUGAUAUCAAUAAUAAUAAUGAUGAUGAACAUAAUAAUUAUGAUGAAAAUGAUAAUUAUGAUGAAAAUGAUAAUUAUGAUGAACAUAAUAACUAUGAUGGAAAUUAUAAUUAUGAUGAACAUAAUAAUUAUGAUGACCAUAAUAACUAUGAUGGAAAUAAUAACUAUGAUGGAAAUAAUAACUAUGAUGGAAAUAAUAACUAUGAUGAUAUGCAUUAUUAUCAUACAAAUUCCAAUAUAACAAAUACCCCAAGUAAUAACUUUUUACUUGGAGAUUCAAUGAAUGUAGACAAUAAAAUUGAUAAGAAUAAUGAAUUACAUAAUGAGCAAGAAGAAAUAGAAAACGGAGAUGAAAAUAUACAUGAAAAUAAAGAAUAUGUAAUAAAACUUUUUUUUGGAAAUUUAGCUCCUAUAACUACAGAAAAAGAUAUGCACAAUUUGUUUAGUAAUUUUGGUAGAUGUGAUUCAUUAAUUAUAUUAAAAGAUAGAAGAAGUAAAUCACGAGGAUCUGGUUUUGUUACUUUUUAUAACAGAGAGGAAGCAGUAAAUGCCAUAAAAUGUUUAAAUAAUAAAAUAAUUUUAUCAGGUGCUCAUAAACCAUUGGAAGUUCGUUUCCCCGAAAAUAAAGAAGAAAAGAAAAUAAGAACCAAAUUAUUAAAUGCGGCAAAAUGGAAGGGUAAAAAAAUUGCACCUAGUGGAUGUCUACCAAUAAGUACUGAGGAUAUAUUAAACCAAUCAUCCUUAACAAUGAAUAGUACAAAUAAUAUGUCUAUUUUAAAUGCGAAUGAUUCGUAUAAUAUGUUUUCAGAAAAUGAAAAUACUGUUGUAUAUGAUAAUAAAGAUAUGAAUCAUUAUGAUAAUACAAAUAUAAAUCAUUUAAAUUGGUCAGAACAAUUUUCGGAGUUAUGUAAAACGACUAGUGAAACAACAACUGAAACCUUAAAUAAUGAUUAUUUUAAUAAAAUGGAAGAGCUUAAAAUGGCUACAUAUAAUCGUCUAUAUGGAAACGGACCUCAUAAAAAUUACACUGAUAAUAUGAAUAUUAAUUUAAUGUUACAAGGAAAUUUGGGUGAAUUUCUACCAAAAUUUUUAAUAGACAAUAAUAUUAGUAGUGCAAAUAAUGCUUCUUCGUUUGGAAAGAGCAAAGAUAUUAAUAAUGUUAUUCAGAAUGAUGAUAAUAUGGAUGAUAAUAUAAAUGAUAAUAAUAAUGAUAAUAUAAAUGAUAAUAAUAAUAAUAAUAAUAAUAAUGAUAAUAAAAAUAAUAAUAAUAAUGAUAAUUAUUAUGAUAAUACCAUUUUGGAUAUGAAAAAUGGGGCCGUAAAUAAUUAUUUAAACAAUAAGGAAAAAAUAAUAGAUAAUACAGUUGUGAAUAAUAUGAAUAAUUAUAAAGAAAAAUUAGAAAGGAUCAAUGAAAGAUAUUAUGAAGAUGAGUUAAGUUUCUUAAACUUUCCAACAAGUGUAACACGUCAUGAUAAAAACCAUCAAAGAGAUAAAAGAAAAAACUGUUUUGAAGCAUAUAUAGACAAUAACAAUUAUUUUAUUGAUAGUAAUCUAAAGGAAGUUAUAGAAAAUAAUUUAUAUUCAAAUAUAGAUAAAGAGCAAAUUCAUAAAGGCCUAGAAGUAAACAAAUCAUCAAGCAUAAAUCAUAUAGUAAAAGAAGAAGUUGGUAGUAUGAUUCAUGAUAAGGAUAUUUAUAUAAAAAAGAAGAAGAAUGAAAAUAUAACUAAUGGAUAUAAUAAUAUGAAUGUACAUCAUUUAGGUUUUAAUUUAUUUGAUUUAAUAAAAACUAAUGAUGAUGUAUUAUUGAAAAAUGAAUAUAUAAAUAGUAAUUCGCUUAACCAUGAUAUGGACAAUAUACUAUUAGCUAAUAAUAAAAAGGAUAAUCAUAAUAAUAAUAAUAUUAAUAAAAAUAACAAUGAUAGUAAUAGUAAUAAUAAUAAUAAUAUGAAUUGUAAUAAAUCGAUAGAUGAUAUGAUACCUUAUGAAAGUUUGAAAAAAAUAAAUGAUUUAUAUAAUUUUAAGUAUAAUAAUUUUUAUGAAGAAUCAGUCAAACUUCUAGGAACUAAUCUCACUGAAGAUAUAAGCUUAAAUAACCCUGAUGUAAAUUUUAAUAAAUAUGAUGAAUAUUUAAAUUUAUAUAAACAAAAUGAAGGAAAUAAAAAAACAGAGGAACAGGAAGACCACACAAAAAGAAAAGAUGAACAAAAUAAUGAUUUACUAUCCUUAUUACCUCAAGAUUUUAAUAAAGAAAAAUUUUAUUUAAAUCUUAAAAAUAUGGAAAGAAAUAAUGAUAGUUUAAGUGAUGAAAUGUUAAAAAAUUUAAUCAACCUAUAUACAAAAAAUAAAUCAUCUAUAUUUACUUCCCAUAUGUUUAGUUAUCUAAAUAAUGUUCUUUGUGAAAUAAAUAAUGCUUUGGAAAUAUUCAACAAAUUUAAUGCAAAUAGUUCCAUCCAAAAUAAUAGUGAUAAUAGUACCAAAGAAUAG
Molecule: messenger RNA, 5166 nt
Organism: Plasmodium adleri (nom. inval.)
Lineage: Eukaryota; Apicomplexa; Aconoidasida; Haemosporida; Plasmodiidae
Product: RNA-binding protein, putative
Exons: 1
Coding region: 1-5166 (1721 amino acids)
Biological process (GO): positive regulation of mRNA splicing, via spliceosome
Cellular component (GO): U12-type spliceosomal complex; nucleolus
Molecular function (GO): RNA binding
Source: RefSeq, a predicted model, not a curated record